Molecule: messenger RNA, 1476 nt
Organism: Trichophyton rubrum CBS 118892
Lineage: Eukaryota; Fungi; Ascomycota; Eurotiomycetes; Onygenales; Arthrodermataceae
Exons: 3
Coding region: 36-707 (223 amino acids)
Biological process (GO): vacuolar proton-transporting V-type ATPase complex assembly
Cellular component (GO): extrinsic component of endoplasmic reticulum membrane; Vma12-Vma22 assembly complex
Source: RefSeq, a predicted model, not a curated record
GAAAGAUAGAGUGAUCAGUCGGCGGGUGGGAGAAGAUGGAAGAGACGCUGCCGACACCGCCCGCGACUCCGGCUGACGGUCGAGAGGCUCGCUCGGAAGCUGAGCUCGUCCAGGCCAUUGACGAGCUGCUGGAGCGAUACCUCCAUCUGCUGGACGAGCAGCAGAAGCUCCAGGAAGCCAUAGGAAGGCAGUUUGCAAGCGGCUUUUUCUCUCUUGCUCGAGCGAACCAUGCAUGUCCUCCCGGCCGGCGCUAUGGGGAAGACUACUACGACGAACGGAUGAAAGCAACCAGACAGGUAGAAAUUACAAUGACCGCUCCCACAGACGGGUUGCAUGCGUCUCUGGACGAGUCCUCCGCCCCCGCAUUCAAGACAGUGACUAUCGAAACGAAGCCCGACUCUAGCAGAGACAAAGACGCCAAAGAAGGCACAGACAAGCCGUCUGAAGACGAGGACGAGGACCAUGCACAGACACCGACAGAGACAGAGACAAAGGAGGCAAAGACAAAGACUAAGAGCAAGGGCAAGACCACGUCCAACCCGCUGCACUGGUUCGGGAUUCUGGUGCCUCCUCCGUUGAGGAACGCCCAGGAGGCUUUCGUUGGUGCUGUGGCUGACCCGAUUCCAGCGCUAGCGGGUGUUGUCAGUGAGAUGAGAGAGGUCGAGCACAAGGUUGAAGGUUUGCGACAGCUGCUCCGCAUAAAAUAGCUAAAUGAUACGUCAGAGAUUGUUGCCUGAGCGUUUGUUUACAUUUUCCCCCUUUCGUCCGUGACAGGCGGAUCUAGAUGGCUUCAGCACUCGAUGAAUCAACAUCUUGUUCUAACCAGAUGACUGGAAUUCUAUGUCUAAAAACUAGUAGUAUCCAAGCUAAGGAGGACAAAGCUGGGGGUAAGAAGCUCCGCGCUGGCGGGCCAUUAGAAUUAAAAAAACGGUGUAUGGGGAAAUAUAAGGAUGCCUAACCGUCAAGCAAUCAAUGCUUGCGAGUGUUUUAUGUUUGAUGCAAAGGGGUAAAACCGAGUAAUAAAAAAGAAUAGCAGCCAAAUAAGCAGAAGAGUAACGAAAUGAUCAAGUAAGAAUGGGGAAUUUGAUAGAUGCAAAAGUGCAACAAGUGCUGGUAUAAAGAACGAUGCCAAAACGAACCAAACAAACGGGUAUGCAGAACAAAAGAAACAGAGCAAGAAUGUAGGGAUAUCGAGUAUCAGGUAUCAAAGUAGCGAGUAGCGAGUAUCAGAAUGGAUGUCAGUUAUCAGUCUCAAUGGACUGGCUGAGCAAGAGCCUGCGGCGACUUGUAGGCACUCGGCCAGAUGUCUUCGUCGUAGUAGCUGCGCCGGCGGGUGCGUUUCGGGCCUCUGCCCUUGCGGAACGGCGUCACAUUCGGGCUGAGCAUCUCCCAGACGGCGUCGUCUUCUUCGAUGCGAGGAAUCGUCCGCGGCGUCAUGAAGGCCAUGCCGAUGCUCGCUGGGCUUGCGGUGCCCCA